Molecule: messenger RNA, 7503 nt
Organism: Zophobas morio
Lineage: Eukaryota; Metazoa; Arthropoda; Insecta; Coleoptera; Tenebrionidae
Product: mucin-2-like
Exons: 8
Coding region: 1-7503 (2500 amino acids)
Source: RefSeq, a predicted model, not a curated record
AUGCAAGAUUCUAACGACAAAACUUGCUCCCAGAAAAGACCAGAUCAGAAAGUGUAUCAAAAGUUCCUUAGAUGGAAAGAGCAGCAAGACACUGGAGAAAUUACAGAAAUGAAAACCGAAUGUAUGUCGUUGCUUACAAUCAAGAGGGUGGACCAGGGUGGACUAGCCCAUCCGUACAUGAACCGUAUAACGCCGAGAUCUGACGCACUUUUUUAUAACUGCAAUUUCUCAGUUGCGGAAACUGCGGGAUGUCAUGUGCGCAAUUCGGACUUCCCCAUCUAUAGCAAUAAUUUAAUGACAGAGAGCAUGGUUUACAGCGUGUAUUCUAAAGAAAUAAUAGAUUGUCAAAACAAAGGCUUUGUCUGUUACGACGAAACGCAAUUCUAUCAAUGUGUGGAAGUGGGAGAUACGACUAUGACAAUAGGAUUUCCACAACAAUGUCCACCUGGACUAGUAUGUAACGAUUUGUCAGAUUUAGAAUGCGACGAACCGUGGUUAUUUACCACUUCAAAAGAACAAAAUAAUACAACAACAGUGCUCAGCACAACUGAAAGUGUGGAACCACAAGAUACGACAUCAGUAAUUUUUGACAACACAGAAGGAACGACAGAAGUAACAAACCUUAACACAACAAUUGUCAGAAAUGAAACAACAACUAAAUCACCUGUCGUUACCAAAACCGAUGAAAUAUCAGAUACCACAAACGCUACGAAUAUGUCUACACCUGACGUUACGAGCUCUAUUCACGUAACCAACAGCGAUCGAACUACAACAGCAGGGUCGUCUACAUACACCACGCCAGGUAAACCUGAAACUCCUGAGAAAGAAACAAAUGCAACAGAUACUUCUGAAACCGUGACUCAAACAAGAUCAACUGCGAAAUCCAGUGAAACAACAAUUACCGGUACUACGGAGUUACCAAGCGCUGCAACAACUACUGCUAUUGAAUCAUCUGUCACGCCCACAGACAGCAACUCUGAAAUAACAGAUAUCACAAACGCUACGAAAACGUCUACACCUGACGUUACGAGUUCUAUUCACGUAACCGACAACGAUGAAACUACAACAGCAGAGUGGUCCACAUAUACCACGCCAGGUAAAACUGAAACACCUGAGAAAGAAACAAAUGCAACAGAUACUUCUGAAACCGUGACUCAAACAAGAUCAACUGGGAAAUCCAGUGAAACGAUAAUUACCGGUACUACGGAGUUACCAAGCGCUGCAACAACUACCACUGUUGAAUCAUCUGUCACGCCCACAGACAGCAACUCUGAAAUAACAGAUAUCACAAACACUACGAAAACGUCUACACCUGACGUUACGAGUUCUAUUCACGUAACCGACAGCGAUGAAACUACAACAGCAGAGUGGUCCACAUAUACCACGCCAGGUAAAACUGAAACACCUGAGAAAGAAACAAAUGCAACAGAUACUUCUGAAACCGUGACUCAAACAAGAUCAACUGCGAAAUCCAGUGAAACGAUAAUUACCGGUACUACGGAGUUACCAAGCGCUGCAACAACUACUGCUAUUGAAUCAUCUGUCACGCCCACAGACAGCAACUCUGAAAUAACAAAUAUCACAAACGCUACGAAAACGUCUACACCUGACGUUACGAGUUCUAUUCACGUAACCGACAGCGAUGAAACUACAACAGCAGAGUGGUCCACAUAUACCACGCCAGGUAAAACUGAAACACCUGAGAAAGAAACAAAUGCAACAGAUACUUCUGAAACCGUGACUCAAACAAGAUCAACUGCGAAAUCCAGUGAAACGAUAAUUACCGGUACUACGGAGUUACCAAGCGCUGCAACAACUACUGCUAUUGAAUCAUCUGUCACGCCCACAGACAGCAACUCUGAAAUAACAGAUAUCACAAACGCUACGAAAACGUCUACACCUGACGUUACGAGUUCUAUUCACGUAACCGACAGCGAUGAAACUACAACAGCAGAGUGGUCCACAUAUACCACGCCAGGUAAAACUGAAACACCUGAGAAAGAAACAAAUGCAACAGAUACUUCUGAAACCGUGACUCAAACAAGAUCAACUGCGAAAUCCAGUGAAACGAUAAUUACCGGUACUACGGAGUUACCAAGCGCUGCAACAACUACUGCUAUUGAAUCAUCUGUCACGCCCACAGACAGCAACUCUGAAAUAACAAAUAUCACAAACGCUACGAAAACGUCUACACUUGACGUUACGAGUUCUAUUCACGUAACCGACAGCGAUGAAACUACAACAGCAGAGUGGUCCACAUAUACCACGCCAGGUAAAACUGAAACACCUGAGAAAGAAACAAAUGCAACAGAUACUUCUGAAACCGUGACUCAAACAAGAUCAACUGCGAAAUCCAGUGAAACGAUAAUUACCGGUACUACGGAGUUACCAAGCGCUGCAACAACUACUGCUAUUGAAUCAUCUGUCACGCCCACAGACAGCAACUCUGAAAUAACAAAUAUCACAAACGCUACGAAAACGUCUACACCUGACGUUACGAGUUCUAUUCACGUAACCGACAGCGAUGAAACUACAACAGCAGAGUGGUCCACAUAUACCACGCCAGGUAAAACUGAAACACCUGAGAAAGAAACAAAUGCAACAGAUACUUCUGAAACCGUGACUCAAACAAGAUCAACUGCGAAAUCCAGUGAAACGAUAAUUACCGGUACUACGGAGUUACCAAGCGCUGCAACAACUACUGCUAUUGAAUCAUCUGUCACGCCCACAGACAGCAACUCUGAAAUAACAGAUAUCACAAACGCUACGAAAACGUCUACACCUGACGUUACGAGUUCUAUUCACGUAACCGACAGCGAUGAAACUACAACAGCAGAGUGGUCCACAUAUACCACGCCAGGUAAAACUGAAACACCUGAGAAAGAAACAAAUGCAACAGAUACUUCUGAAACCGUGACUCAAACAAGAUCAACUGCGAAAUCCAGUGAAACGAUAAUUACCGGUACUACGGAGUUACCAAGCGCUGCAACAACUACUGCUAUUGAAUCAUCUGUCACGCCCACAGACAGCAACUCUGAAAUAACAAAUAUCACAAACGCUACGAAAACGUCUACACCUGACGUUACGAGUUCUAUUCACGUAACCGACAGCGAUGAAACUACAACAGCAGAGUGGUCCACAUAUACCACGCCAGGUAAAACUGAAACACCUGAGAAAGAAACAAAUGCAACAGAUACUUCUGAAACCGUGACUCAAACAAGAUCAACUGCGAAAUCCAGUGAAACGAUAAUUACCGGUACUACGGAGUUACCAAGCGCUGCAACAACUACUGCUAUUGAAUCAUCUGUCACGCCCACAGACAGCAACUCUGAAAUAACAAAUAUCACAAACGCUACGAAAACGUCUACACUUGACGUUACGAGUUCUAUUCACGUAACCGACAGCGAUGAAACUACAACAGCAGAGUGGUCCACAUAUACCACGCCAGGUAAAACUGAAACACCUGAGAAAGAAACAAAUGCAACAGAUACUUCUGAAACCGUGACUCAAACAAGAUCAACUGCGAAAUCCAGUGAAACGAUAAUUACCGGUACUACGGAGUUACCAAGCGCUGCAACAACUACUGCUAUUGAAUCAUCUGUCACGCCCACAGACAGCAACUCUGAAAUAACAAAUAUCACAAACGCUACGAAAACGUCUACACCUGACGUUACGAGUUCUAUUCACGUAACCGACAGCGAUGAAACUACAACAGCAGAGUGGUCCACAUAUACCACGCCAGGUAAAACUGAAACACCUGAGAAAGAAACAAAUGCAACAGAUACUUCUGAAACCGUGACUCAAACAAGAUCAACUGCGAAAUCCAGUGAAACGAUAAUUACCGGUACUACGGAGUUACCAAGCGCUGCAACAACUACUGCUAUUGAAUCAUCUGUCACGCCCACAGACAGCAACUCUGAAAUAACAGAUAUCACAAACGCUACGAAAACGUCUACACCUGACGUUACGAGUUCUAUUCACGUAACCGACAGCGAUGAAACUACAACAGCAGAGUGGUCCACAUAUACCACGCCAGGUAAAACUGAAACACCUGAGAAAGAAACAAAUGCAACAGAUACUUCUGAAACCGUGACUCAAACAAGAUCAACUGCGAAAUCCAGUGAAACGAUAAUUACCGGUACUACGGAGUUACCAAGCGCUGCAACAACUACUGCUAUUGAAUCAUCUGUCACGCCCACAGACAGCAACUCUGAAAUAACAAAUAUCACAAACGCUACGAAAACGUCUACACUUGACGUUACGAGUUCUAUUCACGUAACCGACAGCGAUGAAACUACAACAGCAGAGUGGUCCACAUAUACCACGCCAGGUAAAACUGAAACACCUGAGAAAGAAACAAAUGCAACAGAUACUUCUGAAACCGUGACUCAAACAAGAUCAACUGCGAAAUCCAGUGAAACGAUAAUUACCGGUACUACGGAGUUACCAAGCGCUGCAACAACUACCACUGUUGAAUCAUCUGUCACGCCCACAGACAGCAACUCUGAAAUAACAGAUAUCACAAACGCUACGAAAACGUCUACACCUGACGUUACGAGUUCUAUUCACGUAACCGACAGCGAUGAAACUACAACAGCAGAGUGGUCCACAUAUACCACGCCAGGUAAAACUGAAACACCUCAGAAAGAAACAAAUGCAACAGAUACUUCUGAAACCGUGACUCAAACAAGAUCAACUGCGAAAUCCAGUGAAACAACAAUUACCGGUACUACGGAGUUACCAAGCGCUGCAACAACAACCACUGUUGAAUUUUCUAUUACGCCCACAGACAGCAACUCUGAAAUAACAGAUAUCACAAACGCUACGAAAACGUCUACUCCUGACGUUACCAGCUCUAUAACCGAGGGCGAUGAAACUACAACAGCAGGGUCAUCUACAUACACCACCCCCGGUAAAACUGAAACUCCUGAGAAACAAACAAAUGCAACAGACACUUCUGAAACCGUCACUCAAACAAAAUCAACUUCGAAAUCCAGUGAAACAACAAUUACCGACAGCAACUCUGAAAUAACAAAUAUCACAAACGCUACGAAAACGUCUACACCUGACGUUACGAGUUCUAUUCACGUAACCGACAGCGAUGAAACUACAACAGCAGAGUGGUCCACAUAUACCACGCCAGGUAAAACUGAAACACCUGAGAAAGAAACAAAUGCAACAGAUACUUCUGAAACCGUGACUCAAACAAGAUCAACUGCGAAAUCCAGUGAAACGAUAAUUACCGGUACUACGGAGUUACCAAGCGCUGCAACAACUACUGCUAUUGAAUCAUCUGUCACGCCCACAGACAGCAACUCUGAAAUAACAAAUAUCACAAACGCUACGAAAACGUCUACACUUGACGUUACGAGUUCUAUUCACGUAACCGACAGCGAUGAAACUACAACAGCAGAGUGGUCCACAUAUACCACGCCAGGUAAAACUGAAACACCUGAGAAAGAAACAAAUGCAACAGAUACUUCUGAAACCGUGACUCAAACAAGAUCAACUGCGAAAUCCAGUGAAACGAUAAUUACCGGUACUACGGAGUUACCAAGCGCUGCAACAACUACUGCUAUUGAAUCAUCUGUCACGCCCACAGACAGCAACUCUGAAAUAACAAAUAUCACAAACGCUACGAAAACGUCUACACCUGACGUUACGAGUUCUAUUCACGUAACCGACAGCGAUGAAACUACAACAGCAGAGUGGUCCACAUAUACCACGCCAGGUAAAACUGAAACACCUGAGAAAGAAACAAAUGCAACAGAUACUUCUGAAACCGUGACUCAAACAAGAUCAACUGCGAAAUCCAGUGAAACGAUAAUUACCGGUACUACGGAGUUACCAAGCGCUGCAACAACUACUGCUAUUGAAUCAUCUGUCACGCCCACAGACAGCAACUCUGAAAUAACAGAUAUCACAAACGCUACGAAAACGUCUACACCUGACGUUACGAGUUCUAUUCACGUAACCGACAGCGAUGAAACUACAACAGCAGAGUGGUCCACAUAUACCACGCCAGGUAAAACUGAAACACCUGAGAAAGAAACAAAUGCAACAGAUACUUCUGAAACCGUGACUCAAACAAGAUCAACUGCGAAAUCCAGUGAAACGAUAAUUACCGGUACUACGGAGUUACCAAGCGCUGCAACAACUACUGCUAUUGAAUCAUCUGUCACGCCCACAGACAGCAACUCUGAAAUAACAAAUAUCACAAACGCUACGAAAACGUCUACACUUGACGUUACGAGUUCUAUUCACGUAACCGACAGCGAUGAAACUACAACAGCAGAGUGGUCCACAUAUACCACGCCAGGUAAAACUGAAACACCUGAGAAAGAAACAAAUGCAACAGAUACUUCUGAAACCGUGACUCAAACAAGAUCAACUGCGAAAUCCAGUGAAACGAUAAUUACCGGUACUACGGAGUUACCAAGCGCUGCAACAACUACCACUGUUGAAUCAUCUGUCACGCCCACAGACAGCAACUCUGAAAUAACAGAUAUCACAAACGCUACGAAAACGUCUACACCUGACGUUACGAGUUCUAUUCACGUAACCGACAGCGAUGAAACUACAACAGCAGAGUGGUCCACAUAUACCACGCCAGGUAAAACUGAAACACCUCAGAAAGAAACAAAUGCAACAGAUACUUCUGAAACCGUGACUCAAACAAGAUCAACUGCGAAAUCCAGUGAAACAACAAUUACCGGUACUACGGAGUUACCAAGCGCUGCAACAACAACCACUGUUGAAUUUUCUAUUACGCCCACAGACAGCAACUCUGAAAUAACAGAUAUCACAAACGCUACGAAAACGUCUACUCCUGACGUUACCAGCUCUAUAACCGAGGGCGAUGAAACUACAACAGCAGGGUCAUCUACAUACACCACCCCCGGUAAAACUGAAACUCCUGAGAAACAAACAAAUGCAACAGACACUUCUGAAACCGUCACUCAAACAAAAUCAACUUCGAAAUCCAGUGAAACAACAAUUACCGACACUUCUGAAACCGUCACUCAAACAAGAUCAACUGCGAAAUCCAGUGAAACAACAAUUACCGGUACUUCGGAGUUACCAAACGCUGCAACAAUAACCACUGUUGAACCAUUUGUUACGCCCACAGACAGCAACUCUGAAAUUACAGAUACCACAAACUCUACGAAAACGUCUACUCCUGAUGUUACCAGCUCUAUUCACGUAACCGACGGCGAUGAAACUACAACAGCAGGGUCGUCUACAUACACCACCCCCGACAGCAACUCUGGAAUAACAGAUACCACAAACGCUACGAAAUCGUCCACUCCUGACGUCACCAGCUCCAUUCACGUAACCGACGGCGAUGAAACUACAACAGCAGGGUCGUCUACAUACACCACCCCCGGUAAAACUGAAACUCCUGAGAAACAAACAAAUGCAACAGACACUUCUGAAACCGUCACUCAAACAAGACCAACUGCUAAAUCCAGUGAAACAACAAUUACCGCUCUAUUCACGUAA